Cladophialophora yegresii CBS 114405 is the source of this 2151-nucleotide messenger RNA. RefSeq names its product ectonucleotide pyrophosphatase/phosphodiesterase family member 1/3. The transcript has a single exon. Gene Ontology annotation, molecular function: ribonucleoside triphosphate phosphatase activity; nucleoside triphosphate diphosphatase activity. Lineage: Eukaryota; Fungi; Ascomycota; Eurotiomycetes; Chaetothyriales; Herpotrichiellaceae. Gene Ontology annotation, biological process: nucleoside triphosphate metabolic process. The record is from RefSeq and is a predicted model, not a curated record. Bases 1 to 2151 code for a protein of 716 amino acids.
AUGGCUCGAGACCGCGAUGGCCUCUUCUCCGAGAAGCAUUACGACGAUGACGCCGCCCUUGUUCCCUCCGAGUCGGAAUCGGAGAAUGGAAGCGAAAGCGAGGAGGAUGUUCGAGAUGGUGACAGGGAUAUCCUUGACGAAACCGAAGAGCAUGAGAAGUUGCUACAGAAGCCUUCGCGGCUAGAAAGAGCGCGCGGUGCAUUUGGGCUGCGCGAUGGUCGACAGGAGGGAGGAAGCAGUGGCAAGCGGGCGACGAAGAGCACGAGCCGCAGAUCUCGCAAAAGGGGGAUGAGCACUCCGGACAAGUUGGAGGGUGGCUUCACAGACUCUAACUCUGAAGACUCGUUCGAGAUCCAAGCCGGCAAGUGGGAAGGCAAGACUUCAAAGAAGUCCCAUGGGGGUCGUCUGGCCAUGAUAUACCUUGCGAUCACUGGCCUCUUCGUCGCCCUGCUGUUCGGUGCAUAUAAGGCGUCAUCCAAGAAACACAAAUUGGCACCGACAGAGCAUCGACUGACCAGGUACAACAAUGGAACCCAUAUCUUCCGCCCGACGACGAUCUUCAUAUCUCUCGACGGUUUCCGCGCCGACUUUCUCAACCGGAAUAUCACUCCGGCACUGAAUGCCUUUAUAGCAAGCGGAGUAUCGCCGAAAUAUAUGCUGCCGUCGUUCCCCUCCGUCACCUUUCCAAAUCAUUUCACUCUGAUGACGGGUCUGUACCCAGAGAGUCACGGCGUGGUCAGCAAUCAGUUUUGGGAUCCAGAAUUUCAGGAAGAGUUUUGGUACACCAACGUCAGCGUGUCAAUGCAACCGAAAUGGUGGAAUGCAGAGCCACUAUGGGUAACUGCUGAACAUCAGGGCGUGCGGUCCGCCAUCCACAUGUGGCCGGGCUCUGAAGCUCAUAUACCAGACGUUGAGCCAACGUAUAUGGACAAAUACAACGGGACUGAAGCGUUACCGCGCAAGGUCGACAGUAUACUACGUUGGCUGGACAUGCCUGGUGAUGAUGACGUGGAUGCCGCGGCGCAUGAAGACCUUCGCCCACAGUUUAUCGCUGCCUACGUUCCUAACGUUGAUGCUGAUGGACAUCUGUACGGUCCAAACAGCACAGAGAUCCGAGCCACGAUUGCCGAUGUGGAUAGCAUGCUGACAAUGCUUGUCGAGGGUCUCCUUGCACGCAACCUCACGGAAAUCGUUAACAUGGUCAUCGUCUCCGAUCACGGCAUGGCAACCACCUCCACAAGUCGACUGGUCCAGCUCGACGAUUUGAUCGAUAUGUCCUUGGUGGACCACAUCGAUGGUUGGCCCCUCCGCGGUCUGCGCCUGAAGAACCCUGACCGUGACAUCUCCAUUCUAUACGAGGCGCUGUCUGAGAAAGCGGCGGAAUCAGGGAACUUCAACGUCUACACUCUCGAAACGAUGCCAGAGCGCUAUCAUUUCACCAAGAACGACCGAAUUGCUCCAUUGUGGAUCGUCCCAAAGACGGGUUGGGCUGUGGUCGAAAAGUCCGAUUUCGAUGUGGCUGACGCCCUAGCAACUGGGGAAGAAUACGCUCCGAAGGGCCUUCACGGCUAUGAUCACGAGCAUCCUCUGAUGCGUGCCAUCUUUGUGGCAAGAGGCCCGGCAUUCCCCCACGAACCCAACAGUCAAUUACCUAUUUUUCAGAACAUCGAGGUGUAUAACAUCAUGUGUGACUCUUUGGGCAUCGUCCCACAUCCGAAUAAUGGGACACUGAGAUUGCCGCUAAAACCUCAAGGUUUACACUCGGAGAACGAUAAUCCGGGUUCCGAAGUCGUGGCGGAUCCGGUCGACGAUGAGGAAGACGGGGGAGAAGACACGCCUGCUCCUGAUGAAGACCAGGAUACCUCGAAUCCGUCAACAACUGAUUCACCUCAGAGUGGAGAUGACUCUCCCACCGAUACACCUCCGGAAGGUAGUGCUCCGUCCGAUACGCCGCAGAGAGACGAUGCUUCAGCCGAUCCAUCGCCGGACAAAGAUAACCCUCCAGCCGAUGUAGGCGACGGGCAACAUAGGACAAGCAGCAGUUGGUGGAGCUUCGUCCAUGAACAGCUUGAGAAAGCCAAAGAAUGGGCCAAGGAGUUUGUGGACUCGAUCAAAGGCAACAAGGAAGGAGAAGGCGAACCACCUGUGUGA